This is a messenger RNA of Saprolegnia parasitica CBS 223.65, 2910 nucleotides long. RefSeq lists its product as hypothetical. The transcript has a single exon. Gene Ontology annotation, cellular component: mitochondrion. The record is from RefSeq and is a predicted model, not a curated record. Gene Ontology annotation, molecular function: histidine-tRNA ligase activity; ATP binding. NCBI's taxonomy places the organism in Eukaryota, Oomycota, Saprolegniomycetes, Saprolegniales, Saprolegniaceae. Bases 18 to 2822 code for a protein of 934 amino acids. Gene Ontology annotation, biological process: mitochondrial translation; histidyl-tRNA aminoacylation.
UUUGGACUUGCAUCAUCAUGGCCAACAAGGUCACGCUCAGCAGCAAGAAGCUCAGCCUCGAGGAGCUCAGCUCCAUCGCGUUCUGCGGCGCCAAGGUCGCGAUCGAGGCCUUCGUGCCCGUCGCGCUCUCGCCGGCCGUCGCGAACAAGGCCGUGCCCCUCGCCGUGCCAGUGACCGCGGCGGCGUCGCUGCCCAAGGGCAUUGCCCGCGCGCUCCUCGUCGCACGCAUCAACUACAUCUUGAAGCACAGCGAGCUCCGGUCGCCGGCCGCGCUCGCGAUCGCUGAAUUCCUCGCCACGCUCCUCAACGACGACCACGUGCCCGUGCUGCCCGUGCCGACGUCGGCGUCGGACGCAGUCGAUGCGGCCGCGCUCGUUUUGCUCGACGUGUGUGCUGGCCGCGGUAGCGUCUACGGCACGGAUGGCAAGGCCAUUGUCGCCGUCUCGGACGUCGUCUCGAGCUUUCCGGCUGCGCUGGCGCCGAUCGAGAUGGCGACCUUUGCCCAAGGCAACGCGACGCUCGAGGCGAUCGUCGCCGCGACCGUGGCCGGCGCCAAGGGCCUGCUGCCGAUGGCCGACGCCGUCGCUGCGCUGACGUGUGAAGUGCGCCACGCGCAGACCGCGCCGUUCAACGUCGAGUUCCUCGAUGCGAACCGCCCGCACCGCGGCAUCAUCACGUCGGCGACGCAUCUGCGCGUCAUGCUCGAUGGCUCCAAGGCCACGAACGCCAACAGCGACAGCCAGGACCCGGAUGCGAUCCGCUGCAUUCCGCAGUACCACGGCCCUGCCCGCGACACGAUUGGCCAGGCCGCCAAGGCCAUCGAGGUCGAGCUCAACUCGGUCGACGCCAACUUGUACUCGACCGACCGCGACGGCGUCGGCGCCUUCCACCCCGAGCUGCUCAAGACGUCGCUCUCGAUGGUGCAGGUCGCGCUCCAGUCGCUCGCGCAGGGCGCCACGGACCGCCUCUCGCUGCUCAUGCACACGGCGAUCGCGCCCGCGGACUUUAAGGACCGCACGCUCCUCUCGACGUUUGAGUUUCUCCAAAGCACGGUCGGCGUCCUCGAGCACGAGCUCAAGGUCGCGCUGCAGGCGAUUGCCGACGCCGACGCCGACGCCGCGAAGAGCAACGCCAAGGCCAAGGGCCCGACGCUCAGCGCCGCGGCCAUGCAGGCGCUCGCCGAGGCCGAAGCCAAGGAGGACGCCAAGAUUGCGGCCAUGCCCGAGGCGCAGCGCAUCAAGGUGCUGGAGAAGCGCCGUCUCAAGGCCGAGAAGGCCAAGGAGAAGCAGUCUAAGAAGGCGGCCAAGGACGAGCUGCUCUGGGGCGCCGGCACGACCGAGCUCCGUGCCUUCUUGGCCGAGAACGCGAUCUUGACGCCGUUUGAUUUCCGUCCCACGAGCUUGUACUUCUUCUUGGAAGAGAUGUACGCGCGCCUUGGCGCGAUGAACGGCAGCCAGCGCCGCAAGCCCAAGGUGGCCAAGGGCGCGCAGGACUUUCUGCCGCACCAGAUGCAACUGCGCGAAGAGAUCUUCCACAAGAUCCGCGCGGUCUUCAAGCGCCACGCUGGCGUCGAGAUCGAGACGCCGGUCUUUGAGCUCAAGGAGACGCUCACGGGCAAGUACGGCGAAGACUCGAAGCUCAUUUACGACCUCGCCGACCAAGGCGGCGAGCUCCUCGCGCUGCGCUACGAUCUGACCGUGCCCUUUGCGCGCUUCAUGGCGCUCCACAACCCGGGCAACAUCAAGCGGUAUGCGAUUGCGCGCGUCUAUCGUCGCGACAACCCGCAGAUGGCGCGCGGCCGGUUCCGUGAGUUUUACCAGUGCGACUUUGACAUUGCCGGCACGUAUCCGCUCAUGCUGGCGGACGCCGAAGUCAUUUCGAUCGGCAUCGAAGUGCUCAAGGAAUUCCCGCAGCUCGGGUCGUUCAAGAUCAAGCUCAGCCACCGCAAGCUCCUCGAUGCGAUCCUCUCGAUCUGCGGCGUGCCCGAAGACAAGAUCCGCACCACGUGCUCGGCCAUCGACAAGCUCGACAAGGAGUCGUGGGAGACGGUCCGCGCGGAAAUGGUCGACGAAAAGGACGUGGCGCCCGAGGUCGCGGACCGCAUCCAAGGGUUUGUGACCCAAGUCGGGUCGCCCCGGGACCUCCACGCCAAGCUCGUGGCCGAGAAGCGCUUUGGCGCCAACGCGCCGGCCGCCGAGGCCAUGAAGGAGCUCUCGCUGCUCUUCGACUACCUCGAUGCGAUGGGCGUCUUGGAGUAUGUGUCGUUCGACCUCUCGCUUGCGCGCGGCCUCGACUACUACACGGGCCUCAUCUACGAAUUCGUGCUCACGGGCUCGAACGCUGGCCAGGUCGGCUCGAUUGCCGCCGGCGGUCGCUACGACAACCUCGUCGGCAUGUUUUCGGCCACGAACGCGCAGAUCCCGUGCGUCGGCGUGAGCAUGGGCAUUGAGCGCAUCUUUGGCAUGCUCCAAAAGCACGCGGAAGAGACGAACGCGGCGGCGAAGGCGCCGGCGCAGGUGCUCGUCGCGCAGACGUCGAAGGAUCUGCUCUUGACGCGCCUCGGCGUGUGCAAGGACCUCUGGCAGAGCAACAUUGCGGCCGAGAUCCUCCCGAGCGAGAACCCCAAGUUUGUCAAGCAGCUCCAGUAUGCACUCGAGGCUGGCAUCCCGUACAUGGUGGUGCUUGGUGAAGACGAGCUCAAGAACGACUGCGUCAACGUCAAGGUGCUCGCGACGAAGGAAGAGUUCACGGUGCCGCGCGCCGAGAUGGUCGCGACGCUCCUCGCGCACGGCUGCAAACGCACCAACGUUGUGCAGUGGUAGAGAGAGUAGCGAUCAAAAACGAGACACAAUUCCACCUCUACACGUUGGUUCCAUCUCAUGGCGUCGAAACCACUGUGUGAAUUUCCAC